AUGUCGUUACCGGAAAUUGUUCUCAACAAGCUACCAGGCUCCGAUCUUCACAUAACAGGAAGGCACCGCGUAGCUCGAUUCGUCAAGGCAGAUGUCAAUGAGCUAUGUAAUUCGGGCGUACCUACCAACGCUAGAAUGCUUUGGCGUUCCCAACCGCCCUUUCAUUUUUUUGGACUUUCCAGAGACCCCAGCUACGAAUAUCUUUUGUUCGACGCAUGUGCCUGGGCAAGCACCUACCUCAUGGAUACACUGGAACAAGAUUUGAGAGAUCCUGGUGGGCGAAUGCACUUUCUUACACGCCUAGACGCACUCGACACCCUAUGGGGCGAAGAAUGGCCCCGUCGGCUGAGCGAGGACCGCCUAACGAUGUUGCUGCUCGACAACUUGAUGACGGAGGACCGGCUCAGAUUCUGGAACGAUGCCAACCUAACCAUUGAGCAAGGCCUCAUGAACCUCCAAUGUUUGUCCUUUCAUCGUCGAUUCGAGUUUUACCGAUGUCGAAUGCACGACGAGAGCAUCCAUGGUUUCCACGUCUCUAUUUGGGGUUCCAAGGCGUUCCUCACAAUUCCCGAUAACUGGGACCCAACAGCUGUCUUCCUCGAUCUGGUCCGAAAGGCAACCAGGCAAAUCUCCUUCAUCUUCUCGCAUUAUUCGAAAUUUGCCCAAGGCCCCAAUCAUCGAAAGUGUCCUGUCUGCCAGCACUCUAUCGGCCGAGCAAGGCCAAAGAAGAGAUUUUCUUCAAGUCAACCACCCACAGGCCGAGCCAAAAAAAGGAUCCAGGUAGGUGACCAGGGCUUCUGCGCACCAUGUUUCGCUGGCUGGAUCUUCUCCUGCCAAGGCAAGCCGGGGCCGUGCCCACGCUGCCGUUGGAAACCGCCCAGAAAGUGGAAGGGUCGCCUGUUGCUCGGAGACGCCAUGGCAGUCGAGCAAUGGUCCCAGCUAGAGAAAUACGGCAGAUUGUUUCACCGUAUCGCGGCAGUAGGGAAAUCUCUGGAGUGGUUUUGUAGGGAAGUUGAGCUGCAGGAACUGUUCGAGCUUGAUAUGAUCUUCCGAGGCGAACAAAAUCCUUUGGAAGUGCUACACAACGACUCUGAAAAUCCGCUGGAACUGCUGUACGAGGCUUCGAAAGACGCAAGAAUCACCGGGCAGACACAUGGGACCGGAGAGAGCCAAAGAGACCCGGUACGGCGCCGAAAAAAGGUUGAAGCCGUCAAAGUAGGCGGAGCGAGGAGAGCGGGUGGGAAGAGAAGGCGUUGA
Messenger RNA from Trematosphaeria pertusa, 1257 nucleotides. RefSeq lists its product as uncharacterized. NCBI's taxonomy places the organism in Eukaryota, Fungi, Ascomycota, Dothideomycetes, Pleosporales, Trematosphaeriaceae. The record is from RefSeq and is a predicted model, not a curated record. The transcript has a single exon. The coding region runs from base 1 to 1257 and encodes 418 amino acids.